GGUUGCUGGCGGGUAGCGGGUUCCGCCGCUGAGAUUGUCCGACGUGGAGCCGCGGGGUGAGGCGCGCGGCCCCCGAGUCCCGACCCGUGUGCCGGGGAGAGGCUGACGGGAGGCAGUUCUGCUUCCGCAGCGGGGGUGCUGAGCGGAGACGAUUUAGAAACUCAUUUUCAAGUUUUCUCUGGAUUUGAGAAAUUACUGCUUCCUGGAACCAUCAAGAAGGAGAAUGUCUGUGACAUUGCAUACGGAUGUGGGAGAUAUCAAAAUAGAAGUCUUCUGUGAGAGGACGCCUAAAACAUGUGAGAAUUUCUUGGCUCUUUGUGCCAGUAAUUACUACAACGGCUGUGUGUUUCAUAGAAAUAUCAAGGGCUUCAUGGUUCAAACGGGAGAUCCAACAGGUACUGGAAGAGGAGGUAGCAGUAUCUGGGGCAAGAAGUUUGAGGAUGAAUACAGUGAAUACCUGAAGCACAACGUUAGAGGUGUGGUAUCUAUGGCUAAUAAUGGCCCAAAUACCAAUGGAUCUCAGUUCUUCAUCACCUAUGGCAAGCAGCCACAUCUGGACAUGAAGUAUACAGUAUUUGGAAAGGUUAUAGACGGUCUGGAGACCUUAGAUGAAUUGGAGAAGUUACCAGUAAAUGAGAAGACAUACAGGCCUCUUAAUGAUGUGCACAUUAAGGACAUAACUAUUCAUGCCAACCCAUUUGCUCAGUAGCUGUAAUAGACCUGGGCAGAUACUUGGCAAAUGCUUCACUGGACCACGCCCACCAUGGUUUGUCCAGUUCUGUGUCUGUCAGAGACUGGUCCUUCUGGUGUGUGCAGUAACGACGCGACGUCCAUCUGGGAGCCCCACAGCUUUCACCCGGCCGAGUGGCCAUUUUUAAAUGCUGAUCCUCAGAUGUAGGCAUUUUUUGAGCAGCCAAAUUACAUACUGUGACCAUGCUGGUCUGUAA
Molecule: messenger RNA, 947 nt
Organism: Meriones unguiculatus (Mongolian gerbil)
Lineage: Eukaryota; Metazoa; Chordata; Mammalia; Rodentia; Muridae
Gene: Ppil3
Product: peptidylprolyl isomerase like 3
Exons: 7
Coding region: 224-709 (161 amino acids)
Biological process (GO): protein folding; protein peptidyl-prolyl isomerization
Cellular component (GO): catalytic step 2 spliceosome
Molecular function (GO): peptidyl-prolyl cis-trans isomerase activity
Source: RefSeq, a predicted model, not a curated record